CUGGACUCUGUGAAGAGAACGAUGGCAGAGCUGGGUGAAGCAGAUGAAGUGGAGUUGCAGCGCUUUGUGGUGGCCGAACAGCAGAAGGCACAGUUCAUAGUACCGGUGCAUCGUUUCAUGGAACUAUGUCGGGAUAAGUGUGUGGAAAAGCUGGGGAAUUGCCUAGACUCUCGCACUGAAAACUGUCUCUCUAGCUGUGUGGACCACUUCAUUGAUACCACACCCCCCCCUCCCCCCGUCAUCACCAGUCGAUUUGCCCAGCUUGUACAGAAAGGAGGGCAAUAG
This is a messenger RNA of Elephantulus edwardii (Cape elephant shrew), 285 nucleotides long. Its product is annotated as mitochondrial import inner membrane translocase subunit Tim8 B-like. Lineage: Eukaryota; Metazoa; Chordata; Mammalia; Macroscelidea; Macroscelididae. The record is from RefSeq and is a predicted model, not a curated record. The coding region runs from base 22 to 285 and encodes 87 amino acids. The transcript is spliced from 2 exons.